AUAUAUCUCAGCCCCGUAGUAUCUUCUGCAAAAAAUGCUUGUCCUCUUGGUAUAUGGGAAGGAAGGAUGUGUUCAUACUUUAUAACAUGAAUAAUACGAAAAACAAAUGAAUUGUAAGUUCUCUAGGCUUGGUUAGGAUAAUGUAUUGCGUUUAUAAAAGUGCAAAUCAUUGGAUCUGAUCACCAAACCGGGAGUGCAAUUAUUUCAGUGCAUGUCCCUUUUCUUUUCCUGUCAGGAAUGUGAAAAUACAUGCAUAAUUAAAGAGUAGUAAAUAAUGAAUGCAAUUCAAUAAUGGCAUACAAUAAUAUUCACUUAAACCUUUCCUCUUCCCCACGAGGCGAUUGAUCUGCUCCCUGCUAAAUAUACGGUUAGAUAGCUCGACAAAUUCGUCAGGAACCGUAAAAGCCGUAAAUUCGCCAAGUUUUUUUGGCGCAUCACUGAAGGCGGAGCAGCCAUGGCAGACUCCAAAAUCAGCUUGAAGCUUCUUAUUGACACAAACCGUAACCAAGUCGUCUUCGCUGAAGCAGGAAAAGACUUCGUGGAUUUUCUGCUUCACCUCCUCUCCUUGCCUGUGGGUAGAGUUGUUAGGCUCAUCAAAAAAUCAGCCAUGACUGGCUGCAUAGCAAAUCUAUAUGAGAGUCUUGAAAGCCUGAAUGAAUCGUACCUGCAGCCUAACCCAAACAAGGAUUCUCUUCUGUGUCCCAUUAUAGUAACUAAAGUCACCAAUUCCAGCUUCCUGCUUCCUUACUCAAAUAAAAAACCUGAAAACCAGAAGUUAUACUAUUGCUCACAGCAUCCAGGGUACGUGUCAGAUGUUUUUAACUCUUUUUGUAGUCACUGCGCAUCACCAGGCUAUCCUCGUUAUAGAAAUCAAGAAGUGAAGUUUAUUGGUACGAGUGAUUCUACCACUUCCUCGGCUAAACCAAAUGGUGAGGGAGGUUACGUGAAGGCCUUGGUUACAUAUAUGGUAACGAAUGAUUUGUCCGUGUCUCCAAUGUCAAUGGUGUCUGGUGUUGGUCUGCUAAACAAGUUCAAUAUCAAGGAUUUUGGUGUACUUGAGGAGAAGGUUGUUGACUUUGGGAUUGAUGAGGGGAUUGAAUUGCUGAAGGCUUCUCUUUUGUCAAAGGAUGCUCUGACUGCUGUUUUUCUAAAGCAGAAGGUCAGAGAUGUUGCAUCAAGACGUAAAAGAGGUAGAAAAUAAUCUGUUCACGAGGUCUUAAUUUCCAAAGUGAGUGUGUCAAGGAGGAAGUUAGAUUUUACUAAUUCUGUCUCCCUGAAGUUUUUGAGAAUUCUGCUUUUGCUUUUGGACUGCCCUUAUCCUUCCUGUGCAAUAUAUAUGCUUUACAUUUUCAUUUAACUUUCGUUGUUGAGAAAUGAGAAUACGAUGGGAAUGAAAAUAUUCGCUCGGCUACAUUUUUCUUUGAGUAAGCAUAUUUUUAGUACAUUGAUCAAUCCAGCAGAUUGGAGAAGAAAAAACCAAUAAAAGGGAAGGGAGAGAUGGAGAGAAGAAAUUGAUUUUUUUAUUUUUUAUUUUCUUGGCAUUGGCGCUGGCGAUGAUGCUGCAAAGAAUUACCAUAUGAACGUUGAUGCCAUGACGGUGAAUAUGCUUAAUAGCAUACAGUUCUAUUUGCUUGCCGAGGAUAUGAUGAAACGCUGUCAUCCUUUUCUCUUUCAAGGCAAAAUAUGUCUUUGCAAGUUUUCCCCGACAAAACUUCGGAGUCCUGGAACCCGACCACAGAGAGACAGGUUGAGCGAUCGAGCUCGCCUGUGUCUAGGGCUUAAGAAAUCUAAGUUUUUCAAAUGAUUUAUUUGUCACAAGUUGGUAAUUAUCAUGCCUAGCUAGCAAUGGAGCAUAGCAAACAAACCCUUUCUUUCAAAGGCAGAUUCAAGAACUCCAUGAU
Molecule: messenger RNA, 1901 nt
Organism: Populus trichocarpa (black cottonwood)
Lineage: Eukaryota; Viridiplantae; Streptophyta; Magnoliopsida; Malpighiales; Salicaceae
Exons: 2
Coding region: 455-1201 (248 amino acids)
Source: RefSeq, a predicted model, not a curated record